AUAUUUCCCGUUUUCUAACACUAUGAUUCUUUUUUUCAUUAUCUUUAGACUUUUCCUCACUCCCUCUCUUAAUUGUGAUCAGAGAAAUCAACAUCGUUAACAAUGUGACGCAUAGAGCAAAACUCUUGGCUUAGAGUAGAGUCAACAAGUCAACCAUAACUGCUUCACUUUGGAACUUAGUUUUCUCCUUUAACCAAUUUUCACAUGUUGCCAUCGUCAGUGAAAGAAAUGGAUUCCAUAAUCAUGGCUUGGUGUUGAUUAUAUCUCUCAGGAGAAUUGGUUGAAUACAGGUGAAUCCUUCCCACUCUAUUUUUGUAUUUUACUACCAAUUUUGUUGCUUUCUAUGUGUUCGCUGAAAUGUUUGAGAGGCCACUGCAUGCAUAGGAUUAGGAACUGUGUUUGACAUAUUGCUUUACUACCAAAAUGACUAAAGAUACUCUUGAAGAGUCCCUUUUGAAGGGUGAAGCUAGUGUAAGCAACAACAAUUCUGAUUCCAAAAAGGCAGAAGAAAAUGAAAUUUUAACCAGUUAUUCAAGAGCUGGAUUUUUCAGCAUUCUCACUUUCUCAUGGAUGACUCCACUUAUAAAAUUAGGGAAUAAAAAGACCUUAAACCAUCAAGACCUUCCACUUCUUUCUGCCAAUGACACUGCCUAUGGAUCUUUUUCAACUUUCAGAAAAAAGCUUGAGUUGGAGUGUGGUAAUGUUAGGACUGUGACAACUAUUAAGCUCGCCAAGGUGCUGUUUUUAUCGACAUGGAAAUGGAUUCUUAUAUCUGGCAUAUUUGCAUUCUUGUACGUGUGUGCUUCUUAUGUUGGACCUUACCUUAUUGACAACCUUGUUCAAUAUCUCAAUGAUGAAAACAAGGUUAAAAAUGAAGGCUAUGUUUUGGCUACAACAUUUGUUGUGGCGAAAGUUGUUGAGUAUCUUUCGCAAAGGCACAUGCUGUUUAAGUUCCGGCAGGUUGGUGUUAGGAUGCAAUCAAUGUUGUUGUCAAUGAUCUAUGCUAAAGGUUUGACACUUUCGUGUCAAUCAAAAGAGAGACAUAGCAGUGGCGAAAUCAUCAACUUAAUGACUGUUGAUGCUCAAAGGAUAGGUGAAUUUUGUUGGUAUAUGCAUGAUCCAUGGAUCGCUGUUCUACAAAUUUCUUUGGCUUUGUUUAUUCUUCAUAAAAAUGUCGGGGUUGCUUCAGUAGCUGCUUUUGCGGCAACUGUUAUUGUGAUGUUGCUAAACCUUCCUAUGACUUCACUGCAAGAGAGGUUCCAAGCUAAGUUAAUGGAGUUCAAGGAUAAAAGAAUGAAGGCGACGUCGGAGGUUCUAAUGAACAUGAGGAUUCUUAAACUUCAAGCGUGGGAGAUGAAGUUCUUAUCAAAGAUUAUUCAGCUUAGGAAGUUAGAGGAGAUGUGGCUAAAGAAAUUUCUGGUUGUUACCGCAAUUGUUAAAUUUCUCUUCUUUAGCGCCCCGACAUUUGUUGCUGUUGUUACUUUCGGUGCUUGUUUUCUUCUAGGCAUUCCACUUGAAACAGGAAAGAUCUUAUCUGCUCUUGCAACAUUCAGAAUUCUUCAAAUUCCUAUCUAUAAUAUUCCUGACACAAUUUCAGUGAUUGCACAAACCAAGGUUUCCCUCGAUAGGGUUGUCGUUUUUCUUCGUCUAGAUGAUUUGCAGACAGAUGUGGUGGAGAAGGUUCCGCGAGGUACUUCUGAUAUAGCAAUUGAAAUAGUUGAUGGAAAUUUCUCUUGGGAUAUAUCUUCUGUCAAUGCAACGUUGACAAACAUAAAUCUUAGAGUUUUUCAUAGUAUGAGGGUUGCUGUUUGUGGUACUGUUGGAUCAGGCAAGUCGAGUUUACUUUCUUGUAUAAUAGGUGAAAUACCAAAGAUAUCUGGUAACUUGAAGGUGUGUGGAACAAAGGCUUAUGUCGCUCAAUCACCAUGGAUACAAAGUGGAAAGAUUGAAGAGAACAUACUAUUUGGGAGAGAGAUGGAUAGGGAAAAGUAUGAGAAGGUGCUAGAAGCAUGUUCAUUGAAGAAAGACUUAGAGGUUCUACCAUUUGGGGAUCAGACCAUUAUUGGAGAAAAAGGAAUCAAUUUGAGUGGUGGACAGAAGCAAAGAGUACAGAUAGCACGUGCUCUUUAUCAAGAUGCCGAUAUAUAUCUACUCGAUGAUCCCUUUAGUGCUGUUGAUGCUCACACAGGAUCCCAUCUUUUUAAGGAGUGUUUGCUUGGCCUUUUGAAAACAAAAACUGUGAUAUACAUAACACAUCAAGUAGAGUUCUUACCGGAUGCUGAUUUGAUACUGGUCAUGAAAGAAGGAAGGAUAACUCAAUCGGGAAAGUACAAUGAUAUUCUUACGUCAGGGACCGAUUUUAUGGAACUUGUAGGCGCACAUAGAGCAGCGUUGUCUUCAGUUAAAUCCUUACAGAGAAGGUCUACAUUUAAAACAUCGCGUAUAACCGGAGAAGAUACAGGUUCAUUAAGUGAUUUUGAACUUGAGCAAGAAAUCGAAAAAGUAGAUGAUCCAAACGACAAGUUAGAUGAAACAAUUGUGCCGAAAGGCCAACUUGUUCAAGAAGAAGAAAGUGAAAAGGGUAGUGUUGGGUUUAAAUUGUUUUGGAAAUACCUAACAACAGCUUAUGGAGGGGCUCUUGUACCUUUCCUAUUUCUUUCACAGAUACUCACUGUGGUUUUACAAAUUGCAAGCAAUUAUUGGAUGGCUUUGGCAACUCCUGUUUCAGCAACUGCAGAACCUGGUGUUGAAAGCUUUACUCUGAUGGUUGUCUAUGUUUCUUUGGCAAUUGGAAUUUCCUUUUCCACCCUUGUCAGAGCUUUUCUUGCUGCGAUAGCUGGAUACAAGACCGCCACCAUGCUCUUCAAUCAAAUGCAUUUGAGCUUCUUUCGAGCGCCAAUGUCAUUUUUCGAUUCCACCCCAAGUGGAAGAAUUCUUAAUAGAGCUUCAGCAGACCAAAGUACAGUAGAUAUGGAUAUUUCAGAUCUAGUGUGGGGAUUUACCUACAAUCUGGUUCAGCUAUUGGGAAGUAUUGCUGUGAUGUCACAAGCUGCUUGGCAGGUGUUCGUAGUAUUGAUUCCUGUCGUGGCAGCUUGCAUAUGGUACCAGCGAUACUACUCAGCCUCAGCACGGGAAUUGGCACGAUUAACUGGUAUAUGCCAAGCGCCAGUAAUACAACAUUUUUCGGAAACGAUAUCUGGAUCAACAACCAUAAGAUGUUUUGAGCAAGAAUCAAGAUUUAAUGAAAUGAAUAUGCAAUUGAUAGACAAAUAUUCCCAACCUAAAUUAUACAGUUCUAGUGCAAUUGAAUGGUUGAAUUUCAGAUUGGGUAUUUUAUCCUCUACCAUAUUUGCUUUCUGCUUGGUUUUCUUGGUGUCUUUUCCAAAUUCAAUAGCUGAUCCUAGCAUUGCGGGAUUGGCAGUGACAUAUGGGAUUAGUCUUAAUGCUGUACAAUUCAAAUUAAUUUGGUUUCUUUGCAAUUUGGAGAACAAAAUUGUAUCUGUAGAAAGAAUACUUCAGUACACCUCCAUCCCAAGUGAAUCACCUCUUGUAAUAAAAGACAAUCAACCAGAUCAUUCUUGGCCAUCACUCGGAGAAGUCCAUGUCCAGGAUUUACAGGUUCAAUAUGCCCCUCACUUGCCUCUUGUUUUACGUGGACUUACAUGCACUUUUACUGCUGGAGCAAAAACUGGCAUUGUGGGAAGAACAGGAAGUGGAAAAACAACCUUAGUGCAAGCCCUUUUUAGACUUGUUGAGCCUGUUGCAGGACAAAUAUUGAUAGAUAACAUCAACAUCUCAUUGAUUGGAGUCCAUGAUUUACGGUCCAGACUAAGCAUAAUUCCUCAGGAUCCAACAAUGUUUGAAGGGACUGUGAGAAGUAACCUCGACCCGCUGGAAGAGUACACAGAUGAACAAAUUUGGGAGGCUCUUGACAUGUGCCAACUUGGAGAUGAAGUGAGAAAGAAAGAAAGAAAGCUUGACUCCACAGUAACUGAGAAUGGAGAAAACUGGAGCAUGGGUCAAAGGCAGUUAGUCUGCCUCGGACGUGUUCUCCUUAAGAAAAGCAAGAUCUUGGUGCUCGAUGAAGCUACUGCAUCAGUCGAUACGGCUAUGGAUAAUAUAAUUCAACAGACAGUUAAGCAACAUUUCUCUGAUUGCUCCGUCAUUACCAUUGCUCAUAGAAUAACUUCAAUCCUCGACAGCGACAUGGUUUUGUUUCUCGGUGAAGGGCUUAUUGAGGAAUAUGAUUCACCAAAGAAGUUGCUUAAGGACAAAUCUUCAUCUCUUGCUCAACUAGUUGCAGAAUACACAAGGAGGUCAAACACUGGUUUUGGAAGAUGAGAGCUAAAUUAAACUAGACUAAAAGUUGUGCAUUUGGAGAUGUUUUUCUGGACACAGCAAGAGCAUUUUUAAAUUUUUAAAGGUGUGAGUUGCACCCUGGAAAGAGUAACCCUUUUGUAUUACUAUAUUACAGUAUACUUACACAAGUAAUUUGUUAAUAAACAUUCUACUGUUGAUAUUGUUUAGAGGAUGGUAAUCAAAACUAGAACGGAUUGUGUGGUUCAACCGGUCGGUUUGGGAAUCGGAACUCUAGCUAGUUUGUUUGGACUUAAAAACUGGAUUGCAGAAGAAUUGGAAUUUAAGCCGAAAAAUUGGUCAAAAACUAGAGGUUUAGACGAUUUCUAAGGUCAGACCAGAUUUUGCUUUUGAUUUGUAAAAACAUGAUAAAGGGUAUCGUUUUGAAACAAAAAGUUGUUUGAUUUAAUUUCGUACUUCCUUCACCAAAGUAAAAACUAUUCUCAAUUCAUUCUUUAUUCAUUUGAUGAAUGGAAGUAAAUUUUAUUAUUAUUAUUAUUAUUAUUAGAGUUAAAUAUAUAAAUCUCCUAUAAUAUUAGAGAUUAGAUUUUAGCCGUUGUGUAAUACGGUGGGAGAAUCGACUUUCUAAAAUGUGCGGAUAGCUAGAGUCGCCACCGACUUUUAUUUUAUCCAAUUAGAAAAGACAAAAAGAACAGGAAAGACCUUUUUUUAAAAGAGAUUGAGUUCGGGGAUAGGUUAUACAAAGGGAAGGUGUAAGCACCCUUUAUA
Molecule: messenger RNA, 5085 nt
Organism: Vicia villosa (hairy vetch)
Lineage: Eukaryota; Viridiplantae; Streptophyta; Magnoliopsida; Fabales; Fabaceae
Product: ABC transporter C family member 3-like
Exons: 11
Coding region: 424-4341 (1305 amino acids)
Biological process (GO): transmembrane transport
Cellular component (GO): plant-type vacuole; vacuolar membrane
Molecular function (GO): ATP hydrolysis activity; ABC-type transporter activity; ATP binding
Source: RefSeq, a predicted model, not a curated record